This is a messenger RNA of Tuber aestivum (summer truffle), 527 nucleotides long. NCBI's taxonomy places the organism in Eukaryota, Fungi, Ascomycota, Pezizomycetes, Pezizales, Tuberaceae. The record is from the annotation of a GenBank genome assembly.
CGCCCCCGCCUCCACUCCACAGCCCCUCAACCCCCACCAGAAAAGUCCCCCAUCCUCCCCAAGGCCCUCCGAAAAUACGCCGCCCACUUCCGUGACCGCCCCUUUUCCCACAUCACCUCAUUCCUAAUACUCCACGAGCUCACGGCGAUCGUGCCGCUCGGUGGGCUCUUCCUGUUCUUCCACAAAACGCACUGGACACCGCCAGGGGUGCCGGGUGAGUGGGUGGUAGCGGGGGUGGAUAUGUUUGGUAAAUAUGUAUGAUGUAUUUUGAUCCUCUCCCGGCGGCCCGUGGGUUAAUGGAUGGGGUAUCAUAGGUGCGGAGGAAGGGGUGGAAGAGGUUUAAAGGGGAUGAGGGGGCUAGGUUACUAUUUGAGUGAGUUUUCCUUUCGGUUGGGGAUGGGGGGCUGGGGACUAACUUUGAGGGGGAUGGUAGGGUUGCUACGGCUUGGGCUGUUGUGAAGACUUUGCUGCCGGUUAGAAUUGCGGUGAGUCUUUGGGCUACGCCCUGGUUUGCUAGAGUUGUUUUA